Capsicum annuum is the source of this 1350-nucleotide messenger RNA. RefSeq names its product beta-glucosidase 13-like. Gene Ontology annotation, biological process: carbohydrate metabolic process. The record is from RefSeq and is a predicted model, not a curated record. Gene Ontology annotation, molecular function: beta-glucosidase activity. The coding region runs from base 1 to 1212 and encodes 403 amino acids. The transcript is spliced from 9 exons. NCBI's taxonomy places the organism in Eukaryota, Viridiplantae, Streptophyta, Magnoliopsida, Solanales, Solanaceae.
AUGGAAUAUGAAUAUGCUGAAGUAACAAUAUUAGAUGAUGGGAAGUUAAGCAAAGGAGUCAACAGAAAGGGCAUUGCAUUCUACAAUAAUCUCAUCAAUGAACUCUUAGCAAAUGGGAUACAACCUCUUGUCUCAAUCUUCCACUGGGAUCUGCCUCAAGCUCUUGAAGAUGAAUAUCAAGGGUUUUUAAGCCCCCAAAUUGCGGAUGACUUUAGAGAUUAUGCAGAAUUGUGCUUCCAAGAAUUUGGAGACAGAAUUAAACAUUGGAUCACUAUUAAUGAGCCAUAUACAUAUGCUGUAUUUGGGUAUGCAUUAGGUUUCGAUGCUCCUGGCCGAUGUUCAUAUUAUAAUGGUUGCGCUGCUGGAGAUGCUGCAACUGAGCCUUACAUAGUUGCACACCACUUGCUUUUAGCUCAUGCAAAGACAGUAAAUUUAUAUAGGGAGCAAUACAAGGCUAAGCAAAAAGGCAAGAUAGGAAUAUCUCUAAUAAGUAAUUGGUUUGUGCCAUACUCUACGAAGGAGGAGGAUAUAGAUGCUGCUCAACGAGGUCUCGACUUCAUGUUCGGAUGGUUUAUAGAUCCAGUAACUUAUGGAGACUAUCCAGCAAGUAUGCAUAAAGCUGCAAAAAAUCGAUUACCAAAAUUUACUAUUGAAGAAACUGAGAUGGUGAAGAAUUCCUAUGACUUCUUGGGACUAAAUUACUACACUUCCACCUAUGCAGCCAAUAUUCCUUAUGUUGACGUUGUGAACUACGUAACAGAUGCUCACGUACAUCAAACAGGCAAGAAAAAUGAAAUACCCAUCGGUGAACCGACGGGCUUGGAAACUAAUUUUGUUGUCCCAAAAGGUCUUCAAGAUUUGCUUGUAUACACAAAGAAGAAAUACAAGAAUCCGAUUAUUUAUGUAACGGAGAAUGGAAUGAGUGAUGCAAAUGUGACAACAGUACAACAAGGAGUAGAUGACUUGGAAAGAGCAGAAUAUAUCCGUCAACAUCUUUUGGCCAUCAAGGAUGCCCUUCAGGAUGGUGUAAAUGUCAAAGGUUACUUCGUAUGGGCAUUGCUGGAUAAUUUCGAGUGGAGAUGGGGAUAUACCCAAAGAUAUGGAAUUAAUUAUGUCGAUUUUAACAAUAAUUUAAAGAGAUAUCCCAAACGUUCUGCUCUUUGGCUAAAAGAAUUUCUUUCCGGUAGAGAGAUUUUCAGAUUUGAUUAUUAAUAUGUUUAGUUAGAGGUAAGAAAGUAGUACACUUCCCAACAAAAAAUUUAUUUCAUUCUAAUAGAUAUAGUUUUGGAUACUCUCACACAUUAAAUAGUCCACGAGACUUGGUCUUAGAAUAAGAUACUUUCAUUUCAA